Felis catus (domestic cat) is the source of this 11258-nucleotide messenger RNA. RefSeq names its product motilin (gene MLN). The transcript has 5 exons. Gene Ontology annotation, cellular component: extracellular region. The coding region runs from base 9092 to 9649 and encodes 185 amino acids. Gene Ontology annotation, molecular function: hormone activity; motilin receptor binding. The record is from RefSeq and is a predicted model, not a curated record. Lineage: Eukaryota; Metazoa; Chordata; Mammalia; Carnivora; Felidae.
AAGUUGGACGCUUAACCGACUGAGCCACCCAGGCGCCCCAAAAUAAAUAAACAUUUAAAAAAUUUUAAAAAAAACCUCAUGAUCCUCAUGACUCUGUGUAUUGAACACAAAGCAAGUCUGGCCAUUUCCCCCUUUUGUUUCCAGCGUCUAAAGGGGGUUUAUGCACACUCCUUCAUGUAAAAGCCCUGAAUUUUCUUUUCAUUCCUAAGAGACCCAGAGAAUUUCUAAUCUGCUAAAAUGACGGUAACCCUUUUCCCAUCAAAUAAAGCCCUCCUGCAGGUAAUCUUCCUGUCACAAGCUGACUGCCUUGAUGUGACUUGGAAGUGAGUAGGGAUACUGGGUUCCCUUUCAUAUUCCAUCCUCCUUAGGAAAAUCCUAAACCGGGAGGAUUCAAGUUUGAUUGGAGCUGUUCUUGCAAUUUAUACCUCCUGCCCCUUGGGAGCUUACAUGUGCCUAUUUUAAAUAAAUUCCCCCUUUUUUCUCUCUCUUUUACAAAGAACAACUGCAAAUCUUCUCUAAGGAUAGCUUUUCUUUGGGGUGGAAUUCAGUUCUGACAGUUGAACAUUCAUGAGAUGAGCCCUGGGUGAAUAAUGAUGAAAUGAAUUACCUCUGUGAUUGGGCCUUGCCUGGGACCUGGGGGCAUUCUUUCAAAGUCCCGCAGUGUUGUUUGGCUGCAGUUUCCCAGUAACUUCGUUGCUCUUCCAAAAGGAAUAUUACUCUAGGGAGUAAAAAAGGACAAAAAGAGGAAUGGGCACUGCCAGAGGCGAGGUCGAGCUCUAACGCCCCUGUCUUUGGGCAGUUCUUGUUUAAGAUCCUGGUAGGAGCAGCCAGCCUUGCCGCUAUCUAUCUACAUCACUCUCUCCAAGUUCGUCUUGCCCCCGUCCUGGCUCCUGUGGUGCCUCUGGCUCACCCUACUAUCCCCACUGAGAUUUUAGGACCUGCCCAUUUGACACGUACCUCACUUAGAUGUGGCACACAAGAGACCACAAGUGUUUAGGACCUGAGCCGCAUGCUCAGUGUGGUGGCAGAACAGGUCUCUGCUCAGCCAGACAUCUAUGAAGGGGCUGGAGCACCAGGCCUGAGCAGCAAACAAUUUCUGCUCAAUUCCUGGGUGAACUCACCCUCCUCCACCGUGCACCGUCCACCACACUUGCCCAGACCCCACCUGGCCACCCAGCCCUGGCCAUGGACCCCAGAAGAAACAGAAUCCCCUCCUAGCCCUGCCACUCACCUCCAGAGUGGGCUGAUGGGAAGGAGGUCCGUGUGACUGCCACAGCUGUCAACCGCAGAAGCCGCAUGUGACCCGCUGUUGCCAUUAGCAGCCACUGGCAGCCCCCCAAAUCCAAAACCCAUCAGCCCAGCAGAGGUGGGGGAGUCACUGGAAGAGGUCGGUUGAUGCACUGGAAGAAAAAAGUUUGGACAGCCAGCUCCUUUCGCCUGAAUCUACCCUGGAUUAGGCUGACAUUUGAAAUGAUUUUGGCUCCCAUCCACACGGCGUAAAACCUCUACCAAGACUUCUUUCCUUCUUAAACACGAAAGCACAAACUUUUCUCAACCACAGACUUCCUUAAUCAUUUAUGAAAAUUUGUCAGCUGUCCCUGCCUCCGUGUUCCAAUGCCUCGUGCCCUCGGAUCAGGGUGCUGGGAGCCACCUGCCCUGAAGGAGUUGAAGAGGAGACGGAGGCUUUGCCUUCCCUUAUAAUUAAUUCGUCACUUCCAAAGCCAUCUGCUUUCUCUUCACACACACCCAUCACCUCCAUAAAAAUAUAAAUACAUAUAUUUAAAAUUCAAUUACAAGGCGACUUGAUGUCGCCAGCUCAAUUAACAGAAAGAACAGAAAAAAACAAAUCCCACCAAAGUCAGCCCAUAGACCCAGCUCUUAGCACCUGCAUCCUGUCCCUGGAAAAAAAGUUAUGUGACCUCUUUUUGAAGUUUUAUAGCAGCAGCUUUGGCGAUAAACCCCCAUAAAUAGAAAGGGAACCCAGAAGCAAGUUAGCGACUGGGACAUUUCUAGGAGUAUAUUAACCACCCGGGGAAGUAUUGACCGGGAAGUCGGCAGGAAUGCUAUUGUAAAACUCAACCGAGCCCCCAAGUUCUGUGCACACUGUCAAUAGUCCACAAAGCUGAACUGAACAGGAAAGCAUUUUAUUGGAUUGUUUUGGGUCCAGGUUGUCGGUGCACAUUGAAUGGACUCAACAGGAAAUCGGAGAUGCAGGAAUGUUAAUUCGAGUAUCAGAUGUAACACACAAGAAGCUCAACAAAUUAGACAUUAAUUCUGGACAGACCCUGUCCGAGUUUGUUUUCCUUUCCACGCACACUAUUUCUACAUCAGGGGUUCUGGGGGUAUGGUGUCGGCUGUGUAUCACUUCUCGACAAAUCAUUUGUGACUUCUGAAAAAAGACCCUGAGCCAUAGAAGGAAAAGAAUAAAAAUACCCCACAGGUCACCAAAGCCUGCGUCCCAUGGGCCAGGGCACAGUUGUUGCCUAAAAUACAUCUCUCAGUGCUUUGCUUGCCCUAGUUUCAAGUGCCAUCACCAUCAACUAGUAUUUUUGCUCAUGAGCCCAGUCACACACCUCUAGCUCCACGAGGGACCCCUCCCCCGCACCACUCCUGCACUUGACGCUGUGUUCUUUGCCUCUCCUUGGCCUGCGCUUAACGUCAGCGGUGCACAUUUAAUUCUUACCAGCAUUCGGGCAAGCCGGCCUUUUCGAAAUCUUUCAUUUUUCAUUUUUAUACCUUAAGCUUUGGCACUCCCAGCCAUCCUGGGGCUAUUUUGGCUCAUCUGAACUCUGUCUUCCCCUGGCCACCGUCCUCUGCCUCUUUGAGGGAACCAUCUGGAAAACACAGCCAUGUGUGCACCUCCAUGCCUCCUUCCAAGGGCCCCCAGUUGCAGCUUUCCUUCUUUGCUGGUCUCCCCUCGCCAUCCAUAUCUUCAUCCCGUGUCCCCGGGGCCUUGAUGACAUAUGUCCAGCAGCUCACCUAGCCUUUUCCAGCUUGUAGUUCUGAGCUCCCAACGUCUUCUCAUAUUAGGUCUCUGUCCUCCUGAUGUUUGUUACAUCUCCCAAUUUAGUAUCAUCUGCAAAUUUAAUUAACAUGCCGUUGCCUCCCUGUUCCAGGCCAUUAAUGAAGAUGUUAUGGCAGUACCCAGCAAACAAUAUUUUCAAGGUCAGGAGGAGAGGAGAGCUUAACGGCUUCUGCCCAACAUGGGGGAAAGAGGCAAUCAAGUGCCCACAUGUGAGUGGGUUUUUCGCCUCCCCUCUGCUUCGGCCGCUGCACGUCCGUGGCAACUCCCGUUUGGAGAAUGAAGGACAUUAGAUUAUACCUCCCUUUUGCUUUUGUCCAGUUUCUAGCUGGAGAAAUAGCCACUAAUUGAGCAUUUGUAGGGAGAGACGGUGUACAUGGUAAAGACAAAGUAGUCGUUAUUAGGCUUGUUAUCCACCCAUCGCUCCGUCUCUGAAGCACGACCCGUGACCGUGGAAAAUACACGUUGAGGGCCAAGGCACCCAGCAGAGAGGAGAGAGAAGACAUUUCCCCGGGGAGACACUUUCCCUGAAGGGCUGACCCUCAAGAUCCACAGCCAAGAGGGGCACGAAGGAGAGGCCCCUUCAUCUUUGCAGGUUGUGACCCCAGAGCAGAGCCCCCCAUUAGUCCACGUCCUCCUCUACGUUCCAAGGGGUGGCUCACUGUGAACCCUGAUUUGCCUUUCUUCCAGGGCAAACUGCAGAUCUCAUACUGUAAUAUUGCAAAUUGCUUGGAUCAGAAGUACUGAAUCACGGGAGAGUUCCAGGAUAAUGCAAUUCACGCCCAGAGAAUUGAUCCCAGAUUAUUUACUGUUUCCUGCACCUCCUUUCUCCCCAUCUCUCACUGCAGGCCUGUCUCGGGUUCCGAGGUUCCCAUCAUUUCUUAGACAGAGUGUCUCUGGACCAGAGCCCGGACUGGCCCAGCAGAGGCAGGGCCCGGGUCUCAGAGCCCUGGUGCAGAGGGGUGGUGAGGAGAGGCUUUGAAUUUCCCCUUGUGCUUGGUGGACGGCCUGGCCCACCAGCUGCAGCCCUUCCUGGGUCCAGGUCUGGCCUCUCCAAAACUAAGAACACACCAGAACAACCUGUGCUUGUCCCGGGUGGUCAGCUCAUACUGCAUUGUGCUCAGAUACCUUGCGGGGGGAGGGGGGAAGGGGGGUGGACCUGGCUUAGGAGAAAGUGGUGGGUUUGUAGAAUUACCACAAGGCACUCACUGUUAAGGGCCUUCCCCAGCUGUAGACAUCCUACCUGCUCACUCAUCAAGCAUCAAGCGGCAAAAAAACACAGUGGCCUCUGAAGCCAAACUUUGAAUCCUGGCCCUGCCAUUUUGAUAGCUGUGACCUUGAGCCCAUUGUUUCACCUCAGUUUUCCCACCUGUAAAAUGGAAUAAUAUCCAUACCAGCUUCACAGUGUAUGUUGUGACAUUGCAAAAAGCUGAUGUCUGGCUGUUAUUUUUUACAUAUCAAGCACCUUCCACACUCCAGACACUGUCGAGGUCAGGGGUAAGCAAAUUUUUUCUAGAACGCCCAAAUAAUAAAUCUUCUCAGCUUUGUGGAUCUUAAUGUCUCUGCCCAACUAUUCAGCUCUGUUGUUGUAGCCCCAAAGCAGCCAUAGACAAUAAGCAAAUGAAUGGGAGUGGCUGUGUUCCAAUGAAACCUUAUUUAUGGACUCAGAAAUUUGAAUUUCAUAUAUAUUCACAUAUCACCAAAUAUUAUUCUUCCUUUGAUUUUUAUGAACUAUUAAAAAAUGUAAAAACUACUUGUAGCUCGUAAGCUAUGUAAAAAUAAGUGGCAGGUUGGAUUUGGCCCGUGGGCCAUAGUUGGCCUGCCCCUGGUCUAUGCAUGAGAGACACAGAAACUGACGUGUUCCCCGGCCCCCCUCCCCCCCCCAACAGGAGUCCAUUGUGCAGACCAGCCUCCCAGAGCCUAGGUAGGUGAUGGGCUCCUUCAUUACCCUCGUGCUAACCUUGUCCCUACCAAGGUCUGUGACCUGGUCUUAAAAGCCACUCUUGCAACCUGGGGCAGGGCGGGGAGUGGCAUCUCAGUUCCAAGCCCUGGCGUUUUAAGCUCUAAUUUCUCUGCGAUAAAUCUCAAAGACUGCAGAGACCCAGUGCACCCGUCUGACAACAGGCGGCGAUCCAGCGAGCUGGACGAGGUCUAACCUGGUGUCAGAGUAGAAUGCAGAGACCCUGCUGGCCGGAAGCCUUGCUGAGCCGGGGGUUUAGAGGUUAUGUGGGCUGGGUUUGAAGCACCUGCACUUGUUUCUUUCUGAGAGGAAAAGCCAUAGCGGACUGGAGGACUGGGGUGGGGGGGGUGCCUGGACAAGAAGCAAUCCCCAUCUGAAUGUUUGGGGCAGCGUCUCUGGAAGGUGCUAAUGGCCAGUGAGGUUCUCCUGGAGAAAUGGCCUCUGCUAGCCCAGACCCUCUGGACUUCACCCUCAGUCUGCCCCAGCCACCUCCCAGAUUCUCCUCGCCCUGCCCUGAUGACCAGACCCAACCACUAAGCCCAUUCAAGGCACUAUGAGGGCCCCCGUUUCUCCCCCCAUCAAAUCCAAAUCCUUCUGCUCGGUUUCUAAGAAUGCCCACACUCAGACCCAAGAAUGACCCUCUCCCAACCCACAGGGAGACCCUGCCAUCCUAUGCCAUCCUUUAUUCCUGCAUAUGCCCUGUGUCCCAGAAGCCCCCACUCCCAUCCUCUGCCAUGUCUGGCCACGACCAGCCUUGACCCUUGUAUAGAGAGACCUUGGGGGUCCCUGUCUGACUCAGUCGGUAGAGCAUGCAACUCUCAAUCUCAGGGCAGGGUUGUGAGUUUGAGCCCCACAUAGAGAGUAGAGCUGACUUAAAAAGAGAGAGAGAGACCUUACAGUGGGGUCACUGAGGAGCUAUUUCAUUGUGCCUCGGUUUCCUUAUCUGCAAAAUGGGACAAUUAAGAGCACCAACGUCAUGGCAUCGCUGAGGCUUCAUUAGAACAUGCGUGUCAAGCAUUCCCGGACCGUGUUCCAGAAACGGCACUGGCCAACAGCAGCACCCAACAGAGAAUCCGAUCACUAAAGAGCUGGCCUGAAGACACUCAACAACAUCAUAUAUUUAAGUAACAAAAAAGAAAGGGCUUUUGUUAAAACGACCCUCUGAGCGGCAGCUAAGUUCUAAGUGGACGGGAAAGUGCCAUCUGGGUGGAAGCUGGCCUCCACCAAAUCCUGACUGUCGCCUUCCGGGAAAGCCCCAGAAGUCCAACGACGUGCCAGGCCCUGCCUGUUGUUUCCGUGAGCUUCGAGAAUCCAGGCUCCCCACCCAAAGCCCCCAAGGUGUGGCCAAAGGUUAACGGGCUCCCAAGGGAGGGCUAGAGGGCCCAUCAGACCAGCCAGAUAGCAGAUAUAAGGGUGGGUCAGAUGAGCCAGAUACCAAAGGAGGAGCAGAGACAGACAAGGUCAGUGCCACCCAGACCGUGCUGCUGUGAGUAGCCACAGAGGAGAGGGGCGGGGGGAGGGGGAGUUCGGCCUGAGCCCCAAGGCAGAAACCAGCCCAGUCCAGAGAUCUCCCUUAAGUCCCUCUGCCACCUUCAAAUACUUAACUAGGCUUCUGGCUGAAAGCCCCGAGCUGAUUUCCAGAGAAGCAGGUUGAAGCCAUACAUAGUGGGAGCACAGGCAGGACAGCCCCGGAGGCACGGAAGCUGGAGGGAGGAGGGGUGGGUGCAAGUCCUGAUAAAAAGGAGGCUGUCUGGGAUGCGUGGUGCCAUUGACUGCAGGCCAGGUACCCAAGCCAGAGCUCAGCAUGGACACCGGACCCCACUUGGCACGAAGGCUUUGCUCUGGAAAGUUCAGGAGAAAGCUGGUCCCUAGAGAGAUUACAGGACGGGGCAACUCUUACCAGGUCGGGUGGUACCAUGGGUGGGGAGGAAGGAGACAGGUGCCCGCUUAUCCAGAGCUGAUCACUUGAAGGCUGGAGCCCCAUCGCUGGAGAUGGAAAAGGGACGUCACUGGCUCAUCACACAGUGAAAAGCUCUCCCACUCCGAGCUCCCAGAAACACAAAUGAAUGUAGGUGACAUGCCAACUGCCAGUUGGAUCAAGAAAAUGAGCAGCAAUUGGAUUUUGCCUUUUUUUAUUUAAAGUUUUUAUUGAUUCUUAUGGAGCGAAUGAAAUGCGAACACCGGAAUGAAAAGGGCUCUAUAGCAUCUCUGUGAAGGAAAUGGGACGCCAUAAAUGUGACAUAUCCGUCCCCACUGGGAGGGAAACAGGGCUCCACAGACACACCAUCGGGGAAGCGUAGGAACGGGGAGGGGGAGAGUGCCUGGGAGCUCUCCACCCCCCACCCAUCCUCUGUUCCCCUCCAGAUCCUCCCGGGGCUGGGUCUCGGCUUCCCGAGGGUCCGCCUUCAGUGGGUGAGCGGUCUUCUGACCCCACUAGGAAUUUGUAUGUAGCUGGCAUGGGAGGCUUUGGCUGUCUGAGCUCUCUCAUCCUUUCUCAUGGAGUGUUCGCCAGAUGGAGAGAGAAAGUAGGACGGGGCGGAAGGAAGGAUCGCAAGAAGGCAGAGGGAGCGUCCUGCUUCAUAGCAGUGGCUUCAGAUGACGGAGGAGACAGGUCCCAGGGAAGAGGCAGGAUGCAAGCCCGCAACCUUAGAAGAUUCUCUCUAGAGGGGGAUUUGGGGUUGGACCCGCAGAGAAACUUAGAGGCCAGUCCAGGGCACGACCCUCUCCCACCAGCAGCCCCGGGCCGACUCCCCCAAAGCUCUUUAUCUGCAACCCUGUGAUCACCCCCACACCGGCUGCAGCAGGGGCCGCCCCUGGUCUCGUUUCCUCGCUGUGGAGCCUGGAAGACCCCCCUAGGUCUUCACCUCUCUAGGCUUCCUCCCUUCCCCAGAUUUCAUCUACUCCCAGAUGAGUGGGAGGAUCAUGUGAGAGAGGGCUUAGAAGGGGACACUGAGCACCCGGGUAAUUACUUAUGGAAUCAACUAAGGCUGGCACCCAGCAGGAAGCGCCAUCACCAACCCCUGCCACUGAACCAUCCCGACAGGGCCUGAAGCCUACCCAACUGACUGCAUUUCUUUCUUUCUUUCUUUUUUUUUUUUUUUUUAAUAUUUAUUUAUUUUGAGAGAGAGAGAGAGCACAAGCAGGGUAGGGGCAGAGAGAGAAUCCCAAGCAAGCUCCAUGCUCAGCGCAGAGCCCAAGGCAGGGCUUGAGCCCACGACCCUGAGAUCAUGACUUGAGCUGAAAUCAAGAGUUGGAUGCUCAACCGACUGAGCCACCCAGGCGCCCCUCUGACCCCAUUUCUUAGGCCGUUGCACUCUUGAGGUCACCACACCCACCUGGUCCCUGGCAACUGUCGGCGGCCCACCUUCCGGCCCACCAUUCCAGACCUGCUCCCAUCCUGGGACACAGGAGGCCCCACGCAGGCACGCAGGCACCCCCAGCAUUCGUGGCAUUCUGAGGUGGGGUGGAGAGAGGUGCGGGGCAGAGGUGAACUCUUGUCCUUUCUAGAUGGUAACCAACAGGCAGCUAGCUGGAGCUCAAAAGAGUCCUGUUUCCAAGCCAGCGCUGGCCCCAGAGGGGUGGAGACCCCACUCCCAGCUCCGGGAUGCUGCUCCCUGCUGAAAAUUUCCAUCUGGCUCUGCCUUCCCCCGGGGCAAAGGGUCCCAGCCUCUUUCUCUUCAGACCCAAGGUCUUCGCCUGGUGCUCCCGGGGACACCCAGGGUCAUCAGGGCCUGGGUCCAUCCCAGGGAGCAGUGAGGGCUCCCUGAGUCUUGGGGCACCAUUCUGUUGCUAAUCUAGAGUCUUUCUUCUGAGACAUGGAGUCCUUCCCCCUUCACGAGCUUUGGAAGCUUUGGAAGACCUCACCGGUAACAACGAGGGUGGCUGGCGUGUGGGAUGCUUCUCCCCCGGUUGUGUGACGGGGGCAGGACGGCCUCUCCCAGGCUCUUGUUCACCUCUCUGGGGCAGAGAAGGGCCUCUGCGCUCCUCUGGUAAAGCCCCACACCCGGCCCACACGAGGAGAGGCCGAGCGGCUUGCUCAACGUCACAGCUAUCGGCAGGGCGUGCGCCGUGAACCUGACAAGAGCUUCUUGUCGUUGUUCAGCCCCAGGAUGGUGUCCCGCAAGGCCGUGGCUGUCCUGCUGAUGGUGCACGUGGCCGUCAUGCUGGCCUCCCAGACGGAAGCCUUCGUUCCCAUCUUCACCCACAGCGAACUCCAGAGGAUUCGGGAAAAGGAGCGGAACAAAGGGCAAAAGAAAUCCCUGAUUGUACAGCAGAGGUCCGAGGAAGUGGGCCCUCUGGACCCUGUGGAGCCCCCAGAGGAAGAAGAAAACGAAGUUAUCAAGCUGACUGCUCCUGUGGCAAUUGGAACGAGGAUGAACUCCAGGCAGCUGGAAAAGUACCGGGCCGCCCUGGAAGGGCUGCUGAGUGAGGUGCUUCUGCCUGCCCGGAACGAUCGCGUGUUCCCUCCCAAAACACCACCCAGGCCGGGCAGUUCCUCUGAAGGAAACCCUGCAGCAGUCUGGCCACAGAAGCCUGCAUUUUCUUUAUCUGUUCUACAAAUCGAAGUCCUGAGCUCCACGUGGCCUUGCCCGGUUCAAGGUCUGCGCUUCAAGGUCUGCCGGAGCCACUUGUGCAAAGCCAGGACUUGUCUGACAAACAGCCACUAAUUACUUCUCAGGGUCCCCAGGAGGAGAGGAGAGAGGUGGGGAGUUGGUGUUUGAAAUGGAAGAACCGGGAGGUUAAAUGACUUGCCCCAGGCUACAGAGAAAGCUAGAGGCAGAGCUUCCAGAAGCCUGGCCCAGCGUCCCCUGGGGGCGCCCCCUCCUCCCUGGGUUGGCCCUGGGUUGGCGGCCAGGUUUAGAAGUGGACCCGCUGAAUCUACCAAGCUGCAGACCUCCUGUGUUUUUCCCCAACAGACAAAUGACAGCCCGCUACAGGGGAAGGUGGAUGAAACUGGGAGCGCCCUCCCACCCGAGGGAGACCCCGGAAUCUGCAUGCCCCACAGCCGGGCUCCAAAGGAAAAUACUCUCUCCCAAGCAAGCCCCCUCCGGCAAAUAAAGUGGCAAAUAAACAGAAACGACUCUUUUAUUUAAUAUUUUAAUUUUUAAAGGCCAAACCCCGGGUCAUUGCAUAAAGGGGGGAAAAAUCAAGCUCAGAGGGAGUUAGCUGUAAAUGGCACAUAUACAGUAGCAAAACGUGUGCCUUGGCUAAAUUCUCCGUUCAAAUUAUCACGUGGGACCCACGGAAUUGCAAGAUUUGUGCCGGUGAGGAAACUGAGGUCCAGAGAGAUGGCAUUUUCGGCCCACACACCAGUCGGUGGCAGAGCGAGGAAUUCAGGUCUCCACUUUCUGUUUAUUGGCAAACUCAAGGUCUAAAUGCGCUGGAGAGCCGUAAGACUUCUGUACUCAACCCCUUGCUGAGUAACUUCCAGCUAGCCCUUUAACCUCAAUGAGGCUUUGCAAAAGCCAGGUGGUAAUACGUGCCUUGAGAUGAGGGUACAGGCACGAGCAAAUUACUAUCAUUAUUAUCACCUUGUGACUGCAUGCUCCAGCAUCCGCAGCAAAAUUCCACAGUCAACCCACUGAUUUCUGCCUCCUAAACAAAACUGGAUGGGAAAUUUCAUUCUAAUUUAAUGUUACAUUAAUGGAUGCUCAUUUAUUUAUAAACUGGGGCCUUAGAGGAAACACAGCUCCCUCUACCCAUAGGUUAUCAGCAAUUAGACAUGAGGCCCAUUCCGUAUUUCCACCCACCCCAACCAUUGUAAGAACUUAGCCACAGACAGUAGUUACCGGAACAAGACGACCCCCAAUCCUUUCGGGGUGCUCUGAAUGGUCCUGAGGAACACCCAAGCCUUACAUGGGACCCACACCCUCCAUGCUGCACAUUCCCACAAUUUCCUAUGCACGUACUGAUCAUCCCAAGGGCAGCUGCAGGUUCCCAGGAAACGCUGCCAAAACACUCUGUAAUAAUUGGAGAGAGGGCUGCACAGGGCAGGGGAGAAAAGGGAGGGAGAAACGUAGGAAUCUACAAAGCAUGCUGUUGGGGAAAACUUGAUCCAAGACUCCUCCUCGCCCUUCGGAGUACCACCACGCCAUUCCCGCCAUUAUCUGGAACCCAUUCCAAAAAAGCAGAAAAACCAUUAAACGGUCACCGUCUCCUUCUAUGGAGAAAACACUGCUUUUGCGUCUUUCCCUGUGUCUCUGCUCAGGAUCUGUCCCUACAGUGAGACUACCUUCCCCCAUCACCAGCAGGGGGCGCUCACCUCUGUUCCCCCGC